This is a messenger RNA of Quercus lobata, 942 nucleotides long. RefSeq lists its product as uncharacterized. NCBI's taxonomy places the organism in Eukaryota, Viridiplantae, Streptophyta, Magnoliopsida, Fagales, Fagaceae. The transcript has 2 exons. The record is from RefSeq and is a predicted model, not a curated record. The coding region runs from base 1 to 942 and encodes 313 amino acids.
AUGGCGACCCACUUCCGUGACCGUGAUGGAUUCGAGGGCAGAAAUCAUUCACCAGUUAUACCCACACCGAAGCCCGCCAGUCCAAGUUUGCCAACCUUCCUUACCCUUAGGAACAGGGGAAUCCCUGUCUUAGGUGCUUGCCCUUUCUGUGAUGAAGAAGAAGAAUCCACUUCCCAUCUCCUUUUAUUCUGCCCUUUUACCAGAGCUAAUUGGCAUGGUACAUCUUUGGCAGUGCACACAUCAGAUUUUAUGAACUGUUCCAUACAACAAUGGCUUGGGAGGUUGUUGCAUAUUCAUAAAGCUCUACAACCAGAGAGCAUAUCUUAUCUACAAGGGAUUUUCACAACACUUUGGACCAUAUGGACUCACAGAAACCUUGUUGUUCAUGAAGGGAAGAACCCAAACCCUCUAGAAGUUGUACUAACUACUCAGUCUCUUGUUUGUAGGUACAAAGAAGCCUUCUCUAGCUGCAGUACAACAUCUCUUAGAAGGUCAGAUCAGAAAGGAGAAAACAAGCUUCCUCAGAAUCUUUGGCAACUCAUAAUUAAGGUAGCUAGAGCAAGAGCCAAGAAAUUACAUCGUUCUGGUUUUGCCUAUGAAGCUAUGAAUCUACCAGGGGAUGUCAUUCUGCAGAGAACAUCUAGCUGUACAGAGAAACAACCUGCACUCACAAUCCAGGAAGCAAUGCUUGAAGCUGUGAUUAAGGCUAGGGACUUGGGAUACAAUUUUCUUUUGCUGCUCAGUGAUAGUAGGAGAUCAGUUCUUGUUUCCAACAGACAGUGUACUCCCACUUGGCAAGAGAGAGUUUUGUUGGCAAGUGAAACCUUAAUUCACUCUGACUUAGUCUUCCAUGCUGUGUAUGUCCCAGCAGUUGUUCUUAGUAAUGUAAGCUCCUUAGCCAAGUUGGCAACUGAAAUGCCAAUUAAUCAUUGUAUGGUCUAA